This is a messenger RNA of Cylicocyclus nassatus, 1959 nucleotides long. The record is from the annotation of a GenBank genome assembly. NCBI's taxonomy places the organism in Eukaryota, Metazoa, Nematoda, Chromadorea, Rhabditida, Strongylidae.
AUGGAAAAGUAUCGGGAAGUCACAAUGUGGUUAUACAGUGGUCGACUGCGUUCGUGGCAUUUUUGGAUAAAUACCUUGAUCUUUUUCACCUGUAUUGCCACUGUCAUCUUAUUCUUACCUCGACUCACACCAGGGACAAUUUAUAUGCGAGCAGUGGACCUGGAAACAGUAUUACAAAAGCGGGCUCAAGAAAUGAGUAGAGAACGGAAGUCAAAUACAUUGAUCGCGCCUCGCACACCGUACCCACCAAGGAAGGACAUGGGACCGUGCCCCACUCUGUUUGGCAAAGUAUCAAUAUUUAUCGCUUACGUCGAGUCAUCUAUGGAAACCCAUUACCGAGUUGCUCAGCAAUCUCUCCAGUGCUAUCUGAAGACCGUCAACUACACCGUUAUAAUGGUAGAUCUCGAUAAAGAUCCGCGUGUGAAAAAGAAUUGCGCUAAAAAUAAACAGCUUUUCUUCAAAAAGCAUUGCGCCGCUGCGGAAUAUUUGGCUGACACUGACUGGAUGCUUGUGUUGGAUGCUGAUACAGGCGUCGUUAAUCCCAACCACUGCAUCGAGGAAUGGAUUGACGAUAGAGUUGACUUGCUAUUUUACGAGCGUUUCUUCAAUUGGGAGAUCGCAAGCGGAAACUACUUGGUAAGAAACUCAGAAUUUGGUAAGAAGUUCCUCAAAGCCUGGGGAGACUGGGAAUUUACUCAGCCGUCGAAUUGGAAUGGUGCAGAUAAUGGUGUCUUGCAGAUUCAAAUCCUGACGACGGUCAUGCCUGAUGCAAAGCAGGAAGCUGAAAAUUGCGAUACAGUUUGGCACAAUGCCACAAAUUACGAUACCUAUCUGGCCUAUGUGUCAUGCGUGAAGCAAGCACUCGGUGCAGCGCGGAUGUGGCCAGGAAAGCUUAGGAUCUAUAGGAGGGCACAUGGAUGGGUGCGUGAUGGAUUCAUCACAACUGAUAAGUGGUGUGAUGCUGAUUUCAUGCUGCACGGGUGGAAGGUUCAAACUGUGGGCAAGGACGGAUGGGAAAGCCCAUUUAAGCAAAAUCUCGAUCCCACGAAAUGUGGAGUGGGGACAAAUGGCUGGGACUGGAUACCCACAAAGCAUGUGAAUGUCAGUAUAAUCAGAACCGAGUUGGCCAAUUUCGAGAAGUAUUCUGGAAAGACAUACCCAAAUCCAGCAAAAAAUCUCAUGUAUCUAACUAUGCCGGAUGUCGGAAAAUGUUAUCCGGACUGUGAUAAGGACACGUAAGCUCAGCGUCGAAGCGGGUGCUCUGGAGCUUUAUUUCACUCAUGGCAAUUUUUUAACUCUUUGUGGGGCGAUUCAUCGGAGCUUAUAAUCCCUCCAAGAUCUAAGUAAGCGCUCCAUACUCCUAAUUUAGUACGGGUAAUUUCUAGCAUCAAAUACGCACUUCAUAGUCACCAAAAAAUUGUCUUCUGUGCCUUUCCAUACGUUUGUCGGAGUAUACUGCCUCCUCGAGUCUAACAAAUCUCAUCCUAAAUCACAAUGCUAUUCCAUCAGUUUCAUCAUUUCGGUACUGUUAUCUUUGCCUUGAAUUCAAGCAUUUCAUCAUUUCUAGUCAUUUUUGAAUUAGGUACGAUCAUCCUAAGUUUGUGAAGUGAGUCUAUGUUAUAAGUGUGAGCGAAAUCGACUAGGGCACAGGAAAGAGCAAGCUUUAUGAGUGUCAUAUUUCUUCAGGUUGAGAAAGAAAAAGUAAAAAUUCUCAGUGAAGCUCAGGUUUUGAAUCAGAAGCUGCAUUCUAUCCCUUUCCUGUGCCUUCGUCCGCAAUAUCGCUUACAAUAAAAAGACUGCGAUGACUGCUUUACUAAAAAACAAAAAGCAAUUCUACCUGUGCUUGCUGUCUAUAAUCGAAUAGUCAGUAUGAGCAAACUACGCAGUUUGUGAGUUUGUCCUGACUCUGAACUAUUCUGUUUUCGCAGUAGGAUGUUAGCCCGACACCGAAAACACUAA